This is a messenger RNA of Penicillium nucicola, 789 nucleotides long. RefSeq names its product glucose-induced degradation complex GID8. The coding region runs from base 1 to 789 and encodes 262 amino acids. Gene Ontology annotation, cellular component: nucleus; cytoplasm. The record is from RefSeq and is a predicted model, not a curated record. Gene Ontology annotation, biological process: proteasome-mediated ubiquitin-dependent protein catabolic process. Gene Ontology annotation, molecular function: protein binding. Lineage: Eukaryota; Fungi; Ascomycota; Eurotiomycetes; Eurotiales; Aspergillaceae. The transcript is spliced from 3 exons.
AUGCAGAUGUCCCGAACUUCCUCAACUGCGACGCCCACAUGGCCGCAGUUCGAGCGGAAGCUCGAGGAGGUCAAGCCUUCCAAGACGGAUAUCAACUACUUGGUCAUGGACUACCUCAUCACUAACGGCUAUCCCGCUGCUGCGAACAAGUUCGCAGUAGAGGCCAAUAUCAAACUCAGAACGGACCUCGAGUCUAUUCAGGAGCGAGUUGAAAUUAGGACUGCGAUUUACUCCGGUGAUAUCCAGUCGGCCGUUGAGAAAAUCAACGAGCUCAACCCUCAGAUUCUUGACGAGGACCCAUCCUUGCACUUUGCUCUGUUGCGUCUGCAGCUGGUUGAGUUGAUCCGCUCAUGUAUGGCUGUCCCUGGCAGCGAUAUUAGCUCAGCGUUGGACUUCGCAACCUUGCAACUUGCACCUCGAGCCCCUACAAACCCACAGUUUCUGGAGGACCUCGAGCGAACGCUUGCCCUAUUGAUUUUCCCCAGUGACAACCUGGACCCGUCGCUUGCAUGUCUUCUGGACCCCGCGCUUCGUAAAGAUAUUGCAACCCAAGUAAACGAGGCGAUUCUGCAGAGUCAGGGAGCUCGCAAAGAGGCCCGCCUGCGCAAUCUCGUGAAGCUUCGCACUUUUGCCGAGAAAAAGGCCAGAGACGCCAAAAGAGACAUUCCAGACACCCUUGAUAUUGGCUUGGUCGGCGAUUCUCACAAGAACUCUAGUAAUGAUCUUGCUACUAACGUUUCCGACAUCUUGAUGUCUCACAACAGCGACGUCGACCCAAUGAUCUCUUGA